AUGAUUGUUACAACUGAAAAAGCGCACGCAUUUAGAAACUUGAUAUGCUUGAAGCCCUAAAUAACGUAGUUUCUCGUUACAAGAACGCCAAGCUACAAUCUACUGAGUCUGAAGCAAACCUUUUUAUCUUUAAAGAUCUACAUCAAUUCAAUUCGCUACAUCAUGGGUUAUUGUGGGCGACUGUGUGCAAGAAUCACAUUGGUGAUUGGAAACUCAUUCUUUCUUGUUUUAGGUACUGCUGUUAUGGCCUUAGCUGGUUGGAUCAGAUACAAAAGUGGUGAUUACGACACUGUUUUGGGUUCAAAUGGAAUCCAGACUCCUUCAACGGUGAUUCUCGUUGGAGGCAUUGCGAUUUUCCUUGUGGCAUUUCUAGGAAUAUGUGGGGCAUGCAAAGAAAACAAGUGUUGUCUGCUUCUGUACAUGGCAUUCGUUGGUGUGAUUAUGUUGUUUGAAAUCGGCUGCGUUUCCGUUGCUUUUGCCUUCAAGGGAAAGGCGGAAGAGUAUGUUAAGGAUGCGGUUACGAAAGCAAUUCAAAAAACGUACGGUUUGAAAGGAAAUGGCCCGAUCACAGAAGCAAUCAAUAAUAUACAGAAAGAGAUGAAAUGUUGUGGAGCGUAUAGUGUUAACGACUACAAAAACUCCGACUGGGUUAAGAACAACCAAAGUAACAACCAACAAUUUCCUACUAGCUGCAUUGAUGGGAACAAGAAAAAUCACACAGAAUCUAGCAACCAAACAAUGUCAAGUGAAACUUUCGAAUCGGGAUGCAUUGCAAAGAUGAAGGAAUGGGGAAGCGAACACCUGCUAAUACUUGGUGGUCUUGCUGCUGCGAUUCUUGCUACAGAGAUAUUUCAACUAAUGGCGGCAUUUACUAUCUUCAAGAAAGAGGAGGCCACAAAACCUAUCUAGACAGUCUUACUUGGACAAGUGGCUCAUUAUGAAAUACGUGUCAUAUGAGUGAAGUAUUUUGUCCUUACAGGACGGUUAUUGAAGUGAAGUAGUACGAGUCUUAUUCAAAAAGAUUAGACGCCAGGGGGUGGUGGUUUUCUGCGGGGACAACGGAGCGGGGGGUGCAAGGGGGCAUUCACUCUUGCCCUUUGAUAGAAGGGACAAAGAGGGCGAAAUAACCCUUUGCUCUCGCUCUUUUGUAAUCAUUAAAGAGAUUCAUAUGAAAUCCUGAUGGUUGUUUCCUUUUCAUGACCAAAAUUUCUCAAGACGUGUACAAAAAAUAUUUUCACAGCAGUUAGGAACCCUGCCCUAAACUAGGUAGAGAACCCCUUGGGGGUAUAGACAAAGACACAAUCUAUAUGAAUAGCAAGGUUUAGUAAUGUAGAAGUUUUUAAUUUAGUAAUAGUUAUGCUUUAACUCUUUUAUGUAUUUUUAUCAGUAUUAUACAAAUUGGAAUGUGAAGAUGGACAUUUCUUAGAAAAGGAGUAUUUGUAGAAGCAAUCUAGGGUCGAGCUCCUUGGCUAAAAUGCAUUGAAAUGAUUUUCUUACUAA
Molecule: messenger RNA, 1500 nt
Organism: Rhopilema esculentum
Lineage: Eukaryota; Metazoa; Cnidaria; Scyphozoa; Rhizostomeae; Rhizostomatidae
Product: CD151 antigen
Cellular component (GO): plasma membrane
Source: RefSeq, a predicted model, not a curated record